AUGGCACGAAAGGCUGGUGGAUCAGCAGCUAUCAUGUCAGGCCAACCAGUGGUAGUGGUUAAAAAAAGAAGUGUAUUCUGGAGACUCCGUCACUUGACAAGACAAGGCGGUCUUCACGUUGGAUUGAUUCUUCUCUGUAUUCUGUAUGUUCAUGUUGGAGCAUUAUUCUUCAUGUAUUAUGAGAGUCCAGAAGAGGAAAGGAUCCAUCGGAAAAACACAAAAAAGUUUGCCAGUUUAAGGGAGAACUUUCUGAGCAGUGUGGAACGAGUGAAAUUAGAAGAUGCGUACGAUGAACGAAGAGUCAACGAAUCCGUGUCGCGAUUAAUAGAUGAGUAUUCGAAACACAUGUUUCAGCUUUUCAAAAAUCCAGUAGCCGCCAACAUGUUCGACUGCCUCUUCUAUGCAAAAUCAAACUACACACCUCUCUGGACAACUGACUCUUCUCUUCUCUUCACUGCAACAACUAUCAUUCCCGUCGGAUAUGGAUACAUUGCUCCGUUGACAUCAACUGGAAGAAUUGUUCUCUGUAUUUAUGCUGCCUUCGGAAUCCCUCUUGCUCUUGUCAUGAUGUCAGAUGUUGGCAAGUUUUUUGCGGAUGCCUUCGUCAAGUUCUUUCAUGAGAAUAUCACUGCAUUCAUGGUCGUUCUGAUAUUUCUUCUAGUAGCAUAUUCACUGAUUGGAGGGAUUGCCUAUUCGAAAGUAACCGGAGUCUCGAUGAUAGAAGGGAUUUAUUUCAGCACUAUAACAAUAUUCACAAUUGGGUACGGAGAUAUCAGUCCGGCAGUUCCUGUCUACGUUGUCAUAGUUUUCAUAGUUUUUGGAGUGGCUCUAGUAACUAUUGCAAUUGAUGUAGUGGCUGCCAAUAUCAUUCAUCACAUUCAUUAUAUGGGUCGACAAGUUGGAAAAGCAAGAAUUAUUGCAGACAAAAUGCUCAGUAUGGCCCAGAAGAUCAACAUCAAUCGUGGGUUAGGGCUCGGAAUGGCACAACUUGGUGCAUUUGCACGAAUGGGAAUGAUGAUAAAUGUGAGUGCAAUGGGAACGACUGGUGGAGGAGAUGCACAAGCAAAUGGAUCAGUUGGUGGAGAAGGUGGCAUAGAAAUGAGUAGAAAGUCCACGUGGAAAAGCAAAGAUGAUGAAGGAAAGACAAGAAAGAGUACUGCAUUUGAACCGGAUCUAGAUUUCGACAUGAUUGAUAACAGACAUGUGUCAGGUUCUUCACAAUACUUGUAUGGUUUCGGUUUUGACAACAACGCGUUCGGUUCGAUCGAUGCGCAAAGUGAUGAUGAUUCAGUGUUUAUGUGA
This is a messenger RNA of Caenorhabditis remanei, 1302 nucleotides long. RefSeq lists its product as uncharacterized. Gene Ontology annotation, molecular function: potassium ion leak channel activity. Gene Ontology annotation, biological process: stabilization of membrane potential; potassium ion transmembrane transport. The record is from RefSeq and is a predicted model, not a curated record. The transcript has 11 exons. Lineage: Eukaryota; Metazoa; Nematoda; Chromadorea; Rhabditida; Rhabditidae. The coding region runs from base 1 to 1302 and encodes 433 amino acids. Gene Ontology annotation, cellular component: membrane.